Molecule: messenger RNA, 10425 nt
Organism: Limulus polyphemus (Atlantic horseshoe crab)
Lineage: Eukaryota; Metazoa; Arthropoda; Merostomata; Xiphosura; Limulidae
Gene: Lar
Product: tyrosine-protein phosphatase Lar-like
Exons: 36
Coding region: 292-6387 (2031 amino acids)
Biological process (GO): protein dephosphorylation
Molecular function (GO): protein tyrosine phosphatase activity; protein binding
Source: RefSeq, a predicted model, not a curated record
ACGUGGAAAGUGUUUUGUCUAGGUUGGUAGUUGAGCAAAGAACAUGAACGUACAGCACAUUUUACAUGACGAAAUGUUUGGUUGCGUUGAGUUCAAAGUGUAAUCUUGUGUAUUACGUCGUGAAGAAACUUAUCUGAUCGCAAUGUUAAUACUCAGGUGAAGGUGAACAGUAGAUGUCUGGUCUAAAACUGACUCAAGCUUUCAUCUAACCUCUACAUUUCAACGGCUAAUUUGGAGAUUCCAAAUUCAAGUCUCAGGCUGUUAGCGAGGCAUCCUCGUUUCACCUUUAAGAUGCUACCUUCUAGCAUUGGAGAGUUUUAUCUCUUCGCGUUCCUAAUGUACCUAGUGGCCCUCCCCACUUCAGCUGAUGACCCUCCUCGAAUCGAGAUGUCUCCCCGAGACCAGACUGUGAUCAGUGGCAGCGUGGCUAGUUUCAUUUGUACCGCUUUUGGGAAUCCUAAACCCGUGAUUGAGUGGCGGAAAGAUAACCGAAGAAUCACCACCCAACGCUACGCUGUUCAUGAUAUGCCCAAUGGCUCUGUGCUCCGGAUAGAGCCUGUACGUCCUGAGAGAGACAACUCUAUCUACGAAUGUGUAGCGGAAAACGGCGUAGGAGAACCGGUAAAAGCAGCAGCGGAGUUACGUGUUCUCUCUGAAGACGAUAUCCCUGUAGGCUUCCCUCAGUUUACUAUGCAGCCUACGAUGCAGGGAGUAGAGAAGGGAAGAACAACAAACUUAUACUGUCAGGCAGAGGGUAACCCAUCACCUAGUGUUUACUGGCUGAAAGAUAUGGUUCCUGUUAACCUAGCUGACCCACGGUUAUCCAUCGUUCAGGGUACGUAUCUCCAAAUAAGCGAAGCCAAAGAAGAAGAUCAAGGCACUUAUCAAUGUGUGGCCGAGAAUUCCAUGGGUUCCGCUUUCUCCAACUUAGCUUCUCUGUAUGUGAAAGUACGGAGAGUUCCUCCUUACUUCUCCAUACCUCCAGAACCUGUAUAUGAAGUAAUGCCAGGGUCAAGCCUGAACCUAACCUGUGUAGCUGUGGGUUCUCCAAUGCCUUAUGUCAAGUGGAGAAAAGGCACAGUAGACUUAACUCCAGAUCACUCCCUCCCUGUGGGGAAGAAUGUGCUUCAAUUAAAAAACAUAAGAAAAUCUGCAAACUACACCUGUGUUGCAGCUUCUAAGUUGGGUAACAUUGAAACUGUCACUGGAGUUCUAGUACAGGCCCUCCCACGUCCUCCAACAAACCUUAGGAUAUCCGAUGUAACAGCCAGAUCCAUCAGACUUUCAUGGUCAUAUGACAUUGGAGCAGAAAACAUUAAGUAUUACAUAAUUCACUAUAAACCUAAACAGGCUAAUCAGGAGUAUAGUGAACUCAGUGGAAUUGUCACAACGUUUUACACUGUGUCAGACCUCCUUCCUUACACGGAGUACGAGUUUUAUGUUAUUGCUGCUAAUGUCAUAGGUCGUGGCUCACCCAGCACACCAGCUAUGGUCACUACAGGAGAAACAAUGGAACCACCAGGAACAAGCAAGCCAGGUAGCGCACCAAGAAAUGUCCAAGCUCGUCCUUUAAGCUCAAGCACAGUUGUUAUACAGUGGGACCCCCCUAAAGAACCUAAUGGCCAAGUUACAGGCUACAAAGUAUACUUUACUACACAACCCAAUCUUCCCACAACUAACUGGGAUACCCAGAAUGUUGACAGCAGUACUUUAACCACAGUCAGUGACAUGACACCCCAGACGAUCUACACCAUCCGUGUCCAGGCAUUUACCAGCAGAGGACCUGGUCCAUUGUCUGCUCCAGUACAAGUAAAGACUCAACAAGGAGUGCCAAGCCAACCGUCUAACUUAGUUGCCAAAUCAACAUCGUCCACAACAGUCCAACUACAGUGGAGCCACCCAGAACAUUCAGGCGAGAGUAUUAUUGGCUAUGAGCUUUACUGGAAUGAUACUUUUACCCAACAAGAAUACCAUCGUACCAUUCCAGCAAUCAACUCAUAUACUCUAAGUAACCUUUAUCCAGAUACACUAUACCAUAUAUGGGUGGCAGCAAAGUCAAAACGUGGCGAGGGAGCUGCUACCCCUCCCGUCAAUGUAAAAACUGACCAAUACCUUCCAGGUGCUCCUCCCCAACAUAUCCAUGGUAGUGCAGUAAGUUCCCGAUCCCUCCGUAUCACUUGGCUACCCCCUCCUGUGGAUCAACAGAAUGGACAAAUCACCUACUAUAAAAUCAAAUACUUGAAGGCCAGCACUAGUAAUGACCCUAAAAAGGCACGCCAGAUACAGACAGGUCCUGAUGAACGUUCUUUCAUCAUUGAUGGACUUGAGAAGUGGACAAAAUACUAUAUUUGGGUGCUUGCUGGUACUGUUGUAGGCGAUGGUCCACUUUCUGCACCAUUAAUUGUACAAACAGAUGAAGAUGUGCCUGGAGAACCUAGAAAUGUGAAAGUGGAUCCUGUUAAUAGCACCAGUCUACAGGUUCAAUGGAAACCUCCAGCUAAUAAGGAUAGAAAUGGGCUAAUCAGAGGUUAUCAAAUCCACAUCCAAGAAAAGGAUAAAAAUAAUAACUUUGUUGGAGAACCCAUCAGGUAUGAUGUAGCCAAUGAAGAAGCAGAGAGCUAUAAUGUCACUGGACUUCAGCCAGAUACAACGUAUACUGUACAGGUGGCUGCAGUUACUCGAAAAGGUGAUGGAACACGUAGUCAUCCAAAAAUCGCAAAAACAAGAGGAGGAGUUCCCUCAAAACCAGAACUCAAUGUAAGGGUUGUAUCAGAGAGUCCACAAUUAAAAGUGGAGGUAUCAUGGGCUCCUCCUAAAUACAUCUAUGGAGAUCUCCUAGGGUACAGACUUCGGUACAGAAGAAAGGAUGAUCUGCAUACAGAGGAAAAAGUGAUUAAUCUCCAUGACCAGAAUACUAUCAUAGACAGUCUAGCCAGAGGGGCUAAGUAUGAGUUUCGACUUGCUGGUAGGAAUUCUCUGGGCCUGGGUCAAGAAGCAUCAGUGCCUUUGGAAACUCCUGAAGGAGUUCCAACGGCUCCACCACAGAACAUCACCCAUUAUCUUCAAAGCCCUACUACCCUUGUGAUUCGGUGGAGCCCUCCUUUGUCCCAGUAUAGUAAUGGUCGAAUCAUUCAGUACGGCAUCUUGUUCCACAAAGCUUCUCAAGAUGCAUCUGAAAAGAAAAAUGUAACAACUACCAGAUGUGUUUUCAGUUCACUGGAUGAAAAUACAAAAUAUGUGUUCAGAGUACAGGCCUACACCUCGGUAGGUCCUGGUCCCUGGAGUAGUCACCUGGUUGUUGACACUCAGGGAGAUGGCCCAUCUGCUCCAACUAAUGUCCAAGCUAUGGCCACAUCUGAUCAAUCACUAGAAGUUUGGUGGGAUGAGGUUCCAUAUUUUCCAGACAUCCUAGGAUACCAAGUUCUUUACACACAAACUGCUGUAGCUGACUUGGACCUGUGGAGACGUAAGAAGGUUCCUUUAACCUGGUCAGCAGAACUAACAGCUUUGGACAGCCAUGCUACUUAUUCCAUCAGAGUAGCAGCUUACACCAAACCAGAAAGGCUUGGUCAUUUGUCUGAAGUUAUUACUGUUACCAUUGUACCCACAGAUGUUCCGGCACAACUCCGGGCUCACGGUGUUACCACUCACAGUAUGAUUCUGUCUUGGCGACACCCUCAGAAGCUGAAUCCGAUCAAAUAUAAGAUUUCUUUUGGUGCCCACAAAGAAUUCCAUGACAGUCAACGAGUUCUUCAGACACUGACUAUACCAGUUCAGACCAUUUUAAUUGAACCUAACAUAACAGAAUACAAGAUAGAUGACCUCAUGCCAUUUACUACGUACCAAGUGAACAUCACUGCCAUACCACCAGAAGAAAGUUACCGACCUCCUGCCAAAAUCUCUGUUACAACAGCCAGAGCAGCACCCAAACCCAUGGUUAAACCAGACACAGUUGGGGUUCAGAACCAACAAGAGAUCAUCCUUAUCCUUCCACAAGCAUCAGAAGAGUUUGGAUUAAUUAGCCAUUACUUCUUAGUGGUUGUUCCAGCUGAUAAGGCACGGGAAGAUCCUGACACUUACAUUAUUGAGGAGCUGAAUGAUACAUAUCCUGACAAGCUUGCUCCAUAUGUAGCUGCUAAGUUUUUACCACGUGAUAUGCCUGAGAAAUUUCACCUGGGAGAUGGUAAAGUUUAUAAUGGCUACCUUAACAAACCUCUUCAGCAUAAUCAAAAGUACAGGAUCUUUAUGAGAGCUGUAGUUGAUACUCCUCAAAAGAAUUUGUACACCAGCAGCCCAAUGUCUGACACACUGAGCCUUGACUUAAUCUUGUCUGGCCAGCCAGCUCUCUCUGGUGCUAGUGGUGGAGAUAUGGCUAACAAAGUGGAUAGUAGUAUAGAAGAUUCUGAUGUGGUGUGGGUGGUUAUUCCUAUCAUCGUGUGUCUUAUAUUUGUUCUUUGCAUUGCAGUGUUUAUCAUUAUUAAAAGGCGUUUCCCUAAACUUCAUAGACGACGUCAACUGAGCAAGGCAUCAGUAGGAGAAACAGCAAACAAGCUUCUUGUAAACUCUGCAGAUAGAGAGUUUACCACACACCCAACUGAUCCUGUGGAACUGCGACGUCUCAACUACCAAACACCAGCCAUGAUUAAUCAUCCACCAAUUCCUGUCACUGAGCUGGCAAAUCACAUUGAACGACUGAAGGCAAAUGAUAACCAAAAAUUCUCUCAAGAAUAUGAGUCAGUUGAACCUGGUCAGCAGUUCACUUGGGAAAAUUCCAACCUUGAGGUCAAUAAACCUAAAAAUCGUUAUGCCAAUGUCAUAGCUUACGAUCAUAGCCGUGUUGUUCUUCAGACAAUUGAUGGUAUUUCUGGGACAGACUAUAUUAAUGCUAACUACUGUGAUGGCUACAGGAAGCAAAAUGCUUACAUUGCUACACAAGGGCCACUUUCUGAAACUGUUGGAGAUUUCUGGCGCAUGGUGUGGGAGCAGCGGAGUGCCACCAUAGUUAUGAUGACCAAGUUGGAAGAAAGGACUCGUAUUAAAUGUGACCAGUACUGGCCAUUAAGAGGAACAGAGAAGUAUGGUGUAAUGAAUAUUAGUCUUGCUGACAUCCAGGAGCUGGCAACAUACUGUAUAAGGACGUUUAUUAUACAAAAAAUGGGCUACCCAGAAAAGCGAGAAGUGAGACAGUUUCAGUUCACAGCUUGGCCAGACCAUGGAGUACCAGAACACCCAACUCCGUUUCUCACAUUUCUUCAGAGAAUUCGUGCUUUAAAUCCACCUGAGGCUGGUCCUGUUGUGGUUCACUGCAGUGCUGGAGUUGGAAGAACAGGAUGUUACAUAGUGAUCGACUCCAUGCUGGAAAGGUUACGAUAUGAGAACACAGUUGAUAUCUAUGGUCAUGUGACCUGCCUCAGGGCUCAGAGGAAUUACAUGGUACAGACAGAGGAUCAGUACAUUUUCAUACACGAUGCAGUUCUAGAUGCUGUGCUUUCAGGAAACACAGAGGUUCCUGCCCAGAAUCUCUACUCUCACAUCCAAGAACUCAUGGAAAUUGUACCUGGAGAAAACUGCUCUGGAAUGGAACUAGAGUUCAAAAGACUAUCUACUGUCAGGUCUCAACCCAACAGAUUUGUUAGUGCCAAUCUUCCUAUCAAUAAAUUCAAAAACAGACUUAUGAAUAUUUUGCCUUAUGAAGCCACACGCGUGUGCCUUCAGCCUAUCAGAGGGGUGGAUGGAUCAGAUUAUAUCAAUGCUAGCUUCAUUGAUGGUUACAAAUACCGAAAUGCUUACAUAGCCACACAAGGACCACUUCCUGAAACAACAGAGGAUUUUUGGAGGAUGUUAUGGGAACAUAACUCUAAUAUUAUAGUCAUAUUAACUAAACUCAAAGAGGUUGGGAGGGAAAGAUGUCAUCAGUAUUGGCCCAGUGAAAAAUCCCAACGGUACCUGUACUUUGUAGUGGAUCCUAUUACAGAGUACAACAUGCCCCAAUACAUCCUGAGAGAGUUUAAAGUAACAGAUGCAAGGGAUGGACAGUCUCGGACCAUACGACAAUUUCAUUUCACGGAGUGGCCAGAACAAGGAGUACCCAAGUCAGGAGAAGGAUUUAUUGACUUCAUAGGUCAGGUACACAAAACCAAAGAACAGUUUGGUCAAGAAGGUCCAAUUACAGUUCACUGCAGUGCUGGAGUAGGAAGAACAGGUGUGUUCAUCAGCCUUAGCAUUGUGUUAGAAAGAAUGCAAGAUGAGGGAGUUGUUGACAUAUUUCAGACUGUGAGAACAUUACGAACACAAAGACCAGGCAUGGUCCAAACUGAGGAUCAGUACAGAUUCUGUUACAGUGCUGCCCUGGAGUAUCUUGGUUCCUUUGAUCAUUAUACAAACUAGUGGUUCUCAAUGAGAAUUUCUCAUUGUAGAUUGACAUGUGGAACAUACAGGAAAGGUUUAGAAAAACGUCAUUUUGUGCAGCUUAAAGAAGGUGAAGGAGAAGCAGAAGUUUUGUUAGACUUCAUGAUGUUGUAGCAGUGCAGAGUAUGAGUUAUCUUCCCUGCAUUUCAGUAAAAUACAAAAUAUGUCAUCAUACUAACUUAAUAUCACUUGGUGGCCUUCACCUAACACUCAUUAACUUUGAUUAUUGUUCAACCAUAAAACUGACUUGUGACAUUCCACUUCCAAACAGCAGUUGAAAAUGUCAAGUGAAAAUUUAAUAAUGGCCAGCACUCACAUUAACAAUAAUUGUAGACAAGGAUGACUAUAAUAACUAGCAGUUAAUGUUAACAGUGGUGAUAAACAAGUAUAAUUAUAAUGAUCAACAGUUGUUGUUAACAGUGGUAAAGGACAAGGAUGAUUAUAAAGACCAACAGUUAAUGUUAACAGUCGUAAAGGACAAGGAUGAUUACAAUGACCAACAGUUAAUGUUAACAGUGGUAAAUGACAAGGAUGAUUAUAAUGACCAACAGUUUUGUUAACAGUGGUAAAGGACAAAGAUGAUUAUAAAGACCAACAGUUAAUGUUAACAGUGGUAAAGGACAAGGAUGAUUAUAAUGACCAACAGUUAAUGUUGACAGUGGUAAAGGACAAGGAUGAUUAUAAUGACCAACAGUUAAUGUUUAAUGGUGGUAACAGACAAGGAUGAUUACAAAUAUUUGCAGUUAAUGUUAACAGUGGUAAUAGAUAAAGUAUAUUAUAAUAACCAGAAGUUAAUGUUAACAAUGGUUGCUAAGGCAAUCAGCAUUUACAGUUAAUGACUGCUACAGAAUGAAGAUGAUGUUGAUCAGUAUUUAAUGUAAACAGUAAUGAUACAAAAGAUGAAAAAUAACCAUCAGUUACUACAAACAGUGCAGAUGCACAAAAAAUAUUAUAAAAGAAAAAUGCUAAACAUCAGAAUAGAGCUUGAUUUUAAUUAAUUAAGAAAAUAAUAAGGUAAGAAGAGAAAGCACAUGUUUGUAGACGAACGAGAGAAUGGCCAACAACUAUGAACAAGGAAAGAAUGUAUAUUGUACUAGAAAAGAAGAGGAAACAGAGAAAAUGGGGAUGACAACAAAUGAUGCAACAACCGACAAGCAAAGAAGAUAUACUAGAGAAAGAGAGAGACAACUUGAAAGCAUAAGAAAUGGCACAACAUUAGAUAAGGCAAAAUAAACACAACAUUUGAAACAUAGACUUCAUGACUUUCUAGGGAAGAAUAAAAGCACAUCUUUCAUGAAACAAGAUUUAAAUAGACAAAAAUAGGAGGCACAUAUUACUAGAGAAGGAAGGAAAUGACAAGUAAACAUGAAUGAAGAUGCAUGAUACUAGAAAUGAAAGGUCACAAUAAAUGACAAAACUUGGCACAUCCUAUUUGAGAAGAAGGAAAAGGACAUUAUUUGAUGAGUAUAUAAUUCACAAUCUCACUAUAGAAUAUGAAAAAGACAAAAUAGAAAGCAAGAAAAAAAAACAAGUGAUUUGCAAACAUUAUUAUGAGCACUGGUGAUAAAUCCAAUAAAUAGGAAUUAAAAAUGGAUAAUGGGAUUUCUUUGAGACCUAGGACUAUGGCAAAAAUAGAAGUAUUUCCUUCUGUCAGCUCAAGACUAUAUCUUCUAUUAGUGUUUUCCUUUCUAUUAUGAAUUGGGAAUUUUAUCUGAGAGACUCAAACAUUUUUGUUAAUAUAUUGACUUGUGUGUGUGAAUCUCUUUUGUAUGAGAAAUGUCUGUAGACAUGUAUGUGCUCAUAAAUAUAUAUCUUAAUGAAUUAGAAUAAGAAAAUAAUGGUAAUCUCAGUAUAUACAUUCAUAUGAAUAUUGUGAAACAAAAGUAAAGACAUUUUGAUGUGCAAAACAUCACUGCUAUUCUCCAGAAAAACCACCAAAAAAACGGGUUGAUUUUCAAAGUUUAAGAUAUAGGAUAAUUCAGUGUAAGUUACCUUUUACAAAUCAAAAUGUUUUAUGAACUUUAAACCAUUAUUUACUUUAACAUUAGUGCAUUUUUUAUGGACUUGCUGUUAAUUAAUUAUACAUUUAAACAAAUUCUACAGAAUUUAAGAUUAUGCAUAAUUAAAAUAUUUCAGCAUCAAGGUCAUCUAUAUGUUGUAAAAACUUUGCUUAGGUUUUUCUUACUUUAUCUUUUGUUGCAUUAGACACUGGUUGUGAAAAAUGUUUAUUUUUUUAUUUUAUUUUUUUAAAGUGUGAAGUAAUUUGCUCAUUACAUUACAUUUUUUAUUUUAUUUUUUUGCAUUACUUCUAACAGCAGGAAAUGAUUCCUAGAUAAUCAUUUAAUGUUUCAAUUCAACAGAAUUCCGAAAUCACUGAAAAAAACUAUACAACUUUCUAGGCUAAAACGUUUCUUAUUUGAAGUUAUAGGGAACAUGCAUUUAAGUUCAAUCCACAAACAAAAACACUCUAAAUAUUUAUAUAUUAAAGUUUAGUUUCUUAUAUUGACAUAUGGUUCACUGAAUUAUGAUUGUUUCAGAAAUAGACACACCACAAAUUGAGAUAUUAAACUUCUAAGAAUAUAGUUGAACUGUUUUUAGGCUGGCUAGUAAAACACCUACACUAUUAUGAAUAUAAGCAUUAAACUUUACUAACUUACAUUUAACUUACAGACAACUAGUCUUAUGGUUUUGUUGAAAAAACGUUUUUCUUAGCUUUUCAUAUCUACUCCCUUGACAGAACACUAUACAUCACAAUUGAAACUUAAUACUAUCUUUAAAAUGCCUUUUUUAUUUCAGUGCAACAGUUUAUUUAAUAUAAUAUUACUAGUUUUCAAACUAAGGAAUGCGAAUAAAAAAAAGUACUGUACUGUAAGCAUUUUUUAUAAAUUUCAAGUAAAAAAUACUAACAUUGAAAAAAAUGACAAAUUCAUUAUUUCAAAUCAGUAUGAUUACUGUUACAAAAACAUUCUCCCUAUUGACUGUAGAAUUAUGUACAAUUCUUAACCAAACUGUUCUUCCGAUUUGGAAUGUUAAGAAUAAACAAUUAGAAAUGUGGUAACAUAUUAAUAUGAAGUAUAUAUAUGUAUAUGUAGCAUAGUAAUUUCUUUACUUACAGGAAUCAUUUUUUGUUCGGCAGUUUCACUGUGAAACUACAAGUUAUAUGAUCACAGGUCACGGUUACACUAUAUUAGAAUAACAUUAAAGUUGCUGAUUAAAACUGUGUAAGUUGAAAUGUUGUUAUAUUUAGCAUCAAAUAAUUAACAAGUGUAAAAAUUGUCAAAAAGUUUAUUGUUUAAUAAAAUAGUGGUUUACUUUAGACAGAAAAAAAAGCAGAGCCUGUACUCAAUUUUGAAUUAUAAAUGUUAAAAUGUAUAUGCUUACAAAAGUUAAAACUAAUUUGUAACAAAAUGAUACUGUGAGAAGAUGGUGUGCUUAAAAAAUAAUAGUAAGUUUACUUUUGAUUAAUAUCCUCUAACUGCUAAAUUUAUUUAAUCAGUAAUUUUAUUUCAGAAUUUCACUCCCUACUUGAUUUUAGUCAAGAAGGAUUUUCUUCUAGUUGCUUACUUUGUAUUUAGAAAUAGCUUGAAGAAGAGUAUUGUACAUUUAAAGAAAUAAUUGUGGAAAGAUAAAUAAAGACUAGUUCCCAUAAUAUGUUUAUUUACACAGUUCAGUUACUGACUUUUCAUUCAAGCUACUUCUAUUGAAUCUAUAUGUUGAUUGUAGAAAUAUAUGCAUUAUAAGGUAACAGUAUCAUGAGUAUUCUAACACAGAAACCAACAACUUAACAGUAUAUUUAUUAGGUCUUAUAUUGUAUAGAAGUAUGAUUGACCUUCUACACCAUAAUACUCUGUUACUGUGCUUUUAAUUCUGUUCAUUCUUCUUUUUAAAUGUACCAAGAGUAUUGUUUAUUAUUUGGUAUGAAUUAAUGUACUCCUUUGAAAAAAAGCAUCCUGAAGUCAUCCCUGUAAUUUUUUCAAAGUAAAAAUAAAAUGAACUAAAAAAUAAAGCACAUGAUAA